Panicum hallii is the source of this 1821-nucleotide messenger RNA. RefSeq lists its product as uncharacterized. Gene Ontology annotation, molecular function: protein kinase activity; ATP binding. NCBI's taxonomy places the organism in Eukaryota, Viridiplantae, Streptophyta, Magnoliopsida, Poales, Poaceae. The record is from RefSeq and is a predicted model, not a curated record. The transcript has 12 exons. Gene Ontology annotation, biological process: protein phosphorylation. Bases 203 to 1636 code for a protein of 477 amino acids.
GGCCCGACCUCGCCGUGCACCGAUAGCCAGUCAGCCACACACCACGCGGACCACCGGGGCGCGAAAGGAACGGGACGGCGCAGCCACCCCGGCGGCCGCAACUCCGCAGUAGCUUACGCGCAGAGCACAUACCCGUCUCCCCCUCCCACGGGUUCGCGGCCGCAGCCGCCUCGCCUAGUCCGCCCGCCCGGCCGCGCACGCAAUGCCGCUGGCGCUCGCGCAGCUGCAGGACCUGCGGGAGCGCAUCUCCGACCGCCUCCGCCCGUGGAGCCGCUCCGCGCAGUUCUGGGUCCGCGCCGCGGACAUCUACACCAGCUACAAGGUGUGUCAGCUGCGGACGGGGUUCGUCAAGGAUGAGGAGGAGCGGGAGGCCAUGUGGGAGCAGCAGCACGAGCUCGGCGCGCAGAAGAUGUACUCCCUCUGCUCUGAGCUCGGCGGACUCUUCCUCAAGGCUGCUCAAAUUCUGGGAAAACCCGAUUUGGCCCCAAUGGCUUGGGUGAAGAGACUCGUCACGCUCUGCGAUAGGGCCCCAGCCACACCGUAUGAUGUGGUUAGAGAUGUUGUUGAGAAACAGUUCGGAAAGAACUUCGAUGACAUAUUCGAAUUCUUCGAUGUCGAGCCUGUUGGAUCUGCUUCUAUUGCACAGGUGCAUCGGGCAAGGCUUAAAUUAUCAAAGACAGAUGUUGCUGUCAAGGUUCAACAUCCAGGAGCUGAACAUCUGAUGAUGGUUGAUAUCCGGAACAUGCAAGCAAUGUCCUUGUUUUUGCAGAAGUAUGACAUCAACUUUGAUCUAUUCUCUGCCACCAAAGAGAUGGAAAAGCAGAUAUGCUAUGAGUUUGACUUUGUGCGCGAAGCAAGGGCAAUGGAAAGGAUACGAGAAUUCCUGCGUGUCACCAAUAAGAAACCUCCGGUUAUGGUGCCUCGUGUGAUUCCUGGAAUGGUUAGCAGGGAGGUUCUGGUAAUGGAAUUCAUCAAAGGGACCCCAAUAAUGAAUCUUGGCAAUGAAAUGGCUAAAAGGGGCAUAGAUCCUGGUGGUAAGAUUGCAGCAAUGGCAAAGCAGAAGAUUUUGUCAGAUCUUACUCUUGCAUAUGGUCAAAUGAUCUUGAAGGAUGGCUUUUUCCAUGCCGAUCCACAUCCAGGAAACAUCCUUAUCUGUAAGGACACAGAGGUGGCUUUACUUGAUUAUGGACAAGUGAAAGAAAUGCCAGAGGAUUUACGACUUGCUUAUGCAAAUCUUGUAGUUGCAAUGGCUGAUGAUGAUCUUUUGAGGGCCGAAGAAGGUUUCAGGGAGCUCGGUAUCAAAACAAGGACCAUAGCUGAUAACAAGCUAGAAGAAUUGUUUCAAUUAUCACUUCGAAUGUUUGAUACAAGAUUACCACCUGGUGUAACUGUUAUGUCACCUUUUGCCGAUGAUUCUUCACUUACUAAAAUUGGAGUGGAGAGCUUCCCGGAAGAGCUAUUUUCAGUGCUUCGAACAAUACAGCUUUUGCGAGGGCUGACUGUAGGGAUGGGGCUUACUUUCUCGUGCGCUCAGCAAUGGCGACCAAUUGCUGAGGAAGCAUUGUUAAAAGCUGGGAGGCUAAGAGCUUCAAAACCAAAGCAAAAGAGAAGUUUUCUCAGGCGACUAUUUUGGUGAAGUAGAGAUAGCGACCAUCAAUGAACAUCGUAUACGAAACAUUCUGUAAUGAACUGGCAGUAUCCAAGAGCUCGAGCCCUCGAUUUCACUUCACAGUACAUUUGUACACAUUCAUUUACUUUGGGUGCGUGUUAUUUGACUCGAUGAUUUUGCUCAUUCCUUUACCAAAAUGUUUGUUUUUGGCA